Giardia duodenalis is the source of this 396-nucleotide messenger RNA. Its product is annotated as NAC domain-containing protein. NCBI's taxonomy places the organism in Eukaryota, Fornicata, Diplomonadida, Hexamitidae. The coding region runs from base 1 to 396 and encodes 131 amino acids. The transcript has a single exon. The record is from RefSeq and is a predicted model, not a curated record.
AUGGAUUCACUGGUGGAAAAGCUCAAGCUCGUCAAGGUGGAGGGCGUCGACAAGGUUGUGUUUAUCCGCGGGAAGCAUGAAUUCACCAUCAACGAGGGGCUUCAGAUUUACUACAAUCCUAAAACGAAGACAUAUGUUGUCGGAGGGGAGCCCCGCAGUAACGAAAUGGCCAGCAGCCUGAAGCAAUACAUGCAGAUGAUGUACUCGCAGAUGGCACAGUCCGGAAACGCCCCUGGCGAGGCAGAGACUAACCCAGAGCCGGAGGGCUUCUCUGAAGAGGAUGUCAUGGCGGUCAUGGAACAGGGGAACGUCUCAAAGGACGAGGCAAUCCGUCUGCUCCGUGAAACAGGAGACGUCGGUAACGCGGUUCUUGCCGCGACCACCGAUGCAGACUAG